GCGAAGAGCAUAAGUGGAAAGGGAAUAUACCUAUAAAAAGCAGUGCUGGAUCGCCGCUGGCCACACACCGAUCGACCGCCAACUGACCGCCGGCACGCCAUGGAUCCCCGUACGCUCAUCUGCCUGGUCGUUGUCUGCUGCAUUUCUGGCAUAUGUGCGGCCUCGUACCCCUACCAGGCCUACUGCCAGGCAUGCGUGCCUCGUAACUGUGGCAGGCCCCGCGACCCCUGGGAUGUGCUGCCCGGACGCACCUACGGCGGUACAAACUCCACGAGGGGGCGCUACCCAUGGCACGCCAUCAUCUACGCCGACGGUGCCCCAAUAGGCGGCGGUGCCCUCAUCUCCUGUAACUUUGUCCUCACCACGGCCUACCUUGUGCAAGACUACCGUCCAACUAGGCUUCAGGUGAAGCUCGGCAAGACCAACCUGGACAAGGAAUCUCCCACGGAACGCACUUACUUCGUGUACCAGCGUGUGCUGCACCCCGCCUGGGAACCCGAGCGUGACCUCUACAGCUACGACCUGGCCCUGCUGCAACUCGAGCGCGAGGUCGACUUCGCCUCGGCCAAUGGCUUCAUCAACACUGUCUGCCUGCCACAACCGCGCGUCGACGCUCAAGGCUGGCUUACGCUCACCGGCUUCGGAUACGACCAGCAAGGCCGACGCAACAACUUGAUGCAAGAAGCGAACAUUCUGAAGCUCAGAGGUGACCAGUGUCCCCUGUUCAGGAACAAGCCGUACGCCUUCUGCGGACUGGGAAAGAAAGCCGGAGCCUGCACGGGUGACCGUGGCUCCCCCGUGGUGCAGAUGUCUCCGACCGGCCAAUUCAUGCUCGUGGGUCUCGCCAACGACUAUCAGUGCCAGGAGGGAGGCACCGACGUCUACACGCAGAUCUCCUACUUCAACAAGUUCGUGUGCAACAUCCCCGUCGAGGCCUAAAACACGCCAGGCCCAGCGCCUCGCAUAGCCAUCCGCAUCGUCACAAUGCUUGUACAAAUCCCAUCUGCACGCGCAGUCAUCUCGCCUCAUCUCAAGCCAUCUGUAGACGAAACAAGGGAUCGCAAAUCGCUGUAACUUGACAGGCCCCUCAAUAAACAAAAGAUGGGCGCAUA
Messenger RNA from Dermacentor silvarum, 1112 nucleotides. RefSeq names its product transmembrane protease serine 6. Gene Ontology annotation, biological process: proteolysis. Lineage: Eukaryota; Metazoa; Arthropoda; Arachnida; Ixodida; Ixodidae. The record is from RefSeq and is a predicted model, not a curated record. Gene Ontology annotation, molecular function: serine-type endopeptidase activity. The transcript is spliced from 7 exons. The coding region runs from base 100 to 939 and encodes 279 amino acids.